Penicillium longicatenatum is the source of this 2874-nucleotide messenger RNA. Its product is annotated as VAC14 family protein. Bases 1 to 2874 code for a protein of 957 amino acids. Gene Ontology annotation, biological process: phosphatidylinositol biosynthetic process; positive regulation of kinase activity. The transcript has 8 exons. NCBI's taxonomy places the organism in Eukaryota, Fungi, Ascomycota, Eurotiomycetes, Eurotiales, Aspergillaceae. The record is from RefSeq and is a predicted model, not a curated record. Gene Ontology annotation, cellular component: fungal-type vacuole membrane; PAS complex; endosome membrane.
AUGGAUUACUCAAUUCAGAGGUUGCUCCACGACAAACUAUAUGAUAAAAGGAAGCAAGGAGCUCUAGAACUCGAGCUGAUCGUUCGCGAGGCUGUUUUCAAGUCGGAACAUGAGAAAGUAGCGAGGAUUGUCGAGCAGCUUUGUCAUGACUAUGCAUACGCCGUACACCAACCUCACGCCCGAAAUGGUGGUUUGAUUGGUCUGGCGGCCGCUUCGAUUGCCCUAGGAUACGAAGGAGUAGCACCUUACCUGAAAGAGAUCGUGCCGCCCGUUCUGGCAUGCUUUACUGAUCCAGAUGCGAGGGUCAGAUACUAUGCUUGUGAGAGUAUGUACAACAUCGCCAAAGUAGCCAAGGGGGAAAUUCUACUUUUCUUCAAUGAUAUCUUCGAUGCGUUAGCCAAGCUUGCCUCGGACAUUGAACUUUCGGUGAAAAAUGGCGCCGAGCUUCUCGAUCGGUUGGUCAAGGAUAUCGUUGCGGAGUCUGCUGCCUCAUAUGUCUCUGUGCUGCAAUUAUCAGAGAAAUCAGCAGACGCCGACCCAUUCGAGGAGGUCGAGCUGCCCACGGCGUUCUCACUCGAGAGGUUUCUUCCCUUGUUGAAAGAGCGGAUCCAUGUGAUUGUUCCGUUUACUCGCAACUUUCUAGUCUCUUGGUUGACUCUGCUGGAUACUAUCCCUGACCUCGAGCUGAUUAGUUAUUUACCGGAGUUUUUAGAGGGCCUGAUAAAAUUCCUGGGUGGACCCGACCAAGAUGUCAAUGUCUCAACCCAUAACCUUUUAGAGCGAUUCCUGCAAGAGAUCAGGAGGAUCACCCGACUGAAAAAGGGGAUCGAAGAAAAUCGCAAGAGCCAAAGUCGCAGGCGCUCCGUUGCAAGCGACUCUGCCAGUAUGAGCGCCAAAACCGAGCAAACGGUAGACACGGGUGCGGGAGAAGGAAAUCAAUAUGAUAUUGCGGUGGAUGACUCGGUUUCAGAAUCACUCCUCGACGAUGAUCUCACUCAGACAGAGGGGGACUGGAUACCGGGGCAGGACGUACAAAUUGAUUUCCCCAAGAUCUUGGAGAUUCUGGUCAGCUUCAUUGACCCCUCUUACGGUAACCAUCCUUCUCAUCCGCCCUACAUGCCCAACACUAACAUGUUUACAGAGGAGGCAAUGCAGGUCGAAGCCCUGCGUUGGAUCGAUUCUUUCUUCGAGUUCAACCCGGAAGACAUUCUUCCGUUUGUCCCCCGGCUUCUCACGCAGGUGCUCCCGGCCAUGUCUAGUGACGUGGAAUCAGUCCGACAGGCAGCCAAUCGAGUCAACAAGUCUCUUCUUGAGUAUAUUUACACCCUUUCAGAUGAUACACCCGAGGAAGCAGCACAGGCUCAAUCGAAGACUCCUUCCGUCGCGCCCAGUAAGGAUGGCGCAGAAAGAAAAUCUUCGGAGACGGUCAAUGAGGUUAAAAAGUCAGUCCAAGAGACUUCUGGGGCGACACCGCGUAGCAGUAUCGUUUCAACUCCAUUUCAACCAGCCGAUCUUGAUUAUGCCGCGGCGGUUAACUCUCUCACCCUCCAAUUUCUUAAUGAGAAUGAAACCACUCGGGUAGCUGCACUCUCUUGGCUUAUCAUGUUACACCGCAAGACGCCCCGCAAAGUGGUUGCGUUCAACGACGGUACCUUCCCAGCUCUAUUGAAAACUCUGUCCGACCCAGCAGAAGCAGUUGUGACAAAGGAUCUGCAACUCCUGUCGCAGAUCUCCAGAAACAGUGAAGACAGUUACUUUGCUUCUUUCAUGGUGAACUUGUUACAGCUCUUCUCCACUGAUAGACAUCUGCUUGAGGUGCGCGGAAAUCUCAUUAUCCGACAACUAUGCCUGAACUUGAGCCCAGAGCGUAUCUACCGGACGCUGGCGGACUGUCUGGAAAAGGAAGAGGACCUUGAAUUUGCCAGUAUUAUGGUCCAGAACCUCAACAAUAACCUUAUCACCGCACCAGAACUGUCAGAUAUGAGGAAGCGACUGAGGAACCAGGACUCUCGAGAGGGCCAAAUGUUUUUUGUUGCUCUAUUCCGAUCCUGGUGCCAUAAUGCCGUCUCCACCUUCUCUCUGUGCUUGCUCGCCCAAGCCUACGAGCAGGCAUACAACCUCCUCCAGAUCUUCGCCGAACUCGAGAUGACAGUCAACAUGCUCAUCCAGAUCGACAAGCUGGUACAGCUUCUCGAGUCUCCCGUGUUCACCUAUCUCCGCCUCCAACUCCUCGAGCCCGAAAAAUACCCAUACCUGUACAAAUGUCUUUAUGGAGUCCUCAUGCUCCUCCCCCAGAGCUCCGCCUUUGCUGCCCUCAAGAAUCGCUUGAAUAGCGUCAGCAACAUUGGAUUCCUCCAUGGUGCACCCCGCAGGUAUGGAAAUGUCCAGAAACCCCACCAGGGAAAGUCGCCGCUAAAUGCUCCUUUCAGCACCGCUCAAACCGCACCCUCGUACGAACGUCCCACUGGAACUAGAAUCAAACGCGAGGAAAACAGCAUCCGUUGGGUCGAUUUGCUGGAUAAAUUUAAGGCAGUCCAGGAACGUGCUCGUCGUUCACAGGCUCAACAGCGCCACUCACUUGAAUCUACUGACUCACUUAACCCAUCUCUUUCUGCUGCGCUUUCGGCUGCUACCGGUGGCCGCGAUCGGUCUGGUCUCCCUGAUACACCGCGUGGUGGUCCUGGAAUGAUGAGUCCCGGAACUGGUGGCCUUGGACUUGGUGUUGUACCUGGUAUGGGUGCUCGUGGUGUGCCGGAACCCAGUCCUAAAGCUGGUUCGUCGUCUAUUCUGGGAUCUGCGCAAAAACAAAGAUCGAGUCUUCCUAACUUGGGAAGUCGGUUAGGUAUUGGAUCGCGCAAAUCCAAGAAACCGUAG